This is a messenger RNA of Lodderomyces margitis, 2136 nucleotides long. It is a transcript of the gene ABP1, whose product is annotated as Abp1p. The transcript is spliced from 2 exons. Gene Ontology annotation, biological process: regulation of actin filament polymerization. Gene Ontology annotation, cellular component: actin filament; plasma membrane; cortical actin cytoskeleton. The coding region runs from base 1 to 2136 and encodes 711 amino acids. Gene Ontology annotation, molecular function: actin filament binding. Lineage: Eukaryota; Fungi; Ascomycota; Pichiomycetes; Serinales; Debaryomycetaceae. The record is from RefSeq and is a predicted model, not a curated record.
AUGUGGAGAAGGAAAUAUUUACAAGUUUUUCAAAAACCCAAUCCAAGAGAUAUUCAUUCAGGGCCUUACAGGAAACCUUCCAGGGUACAUUAUGAUGUGGUGCUUGGUAUACGCAUUGGUGAAAUCAAGUUCAUGAAAGCACUGGUCUUCCCGUUAACAUUCGCUAGCACUGCUGUUGUUGGGUUUACCGGAGGAAGGAUUACUGGUAAUCCCCUCGCUACCGCACGUGGUAGCGACAAGAACGAAAUCAGUGACCGAACUGUGUUGAAUUUUCAGCAAACUUCGCCCGUUUUUAGCCAAUUGCCUCUCGAAUACAAUUUACAAAUUUACAUUUGCGCAGAAAAGAUGGAAAAGAUAGACACCUCAACCAAUUCUAAAAGAAUUCAAGACCCCUACCUCAAAGUUGUGAAAGGGGAUCCCAAUGUUUCCUUCGUUGUUUAUUAUGUUGACAAAAAUGCAACAUUGGACGUUUCAGAGACCGGCAAUGGAUCAUUGGAUGAAUUUGUUGAAAACUUCAAUGACGGUCAAGUUCAAUUUGGUUUGGUGAGAGUUACUGUCCCUGGCUCUGAUGUAUCCAAGAACAUAUUGUUAGGUUGGUGUCCCGAUAAUGCACCAGCGAAAUUAAGAAUGUCGUUUGCAAACAAUUUUGCUGAAAUCUCAAAGAUUUUCAAUGGAUACCAUAUCCAAAUUACAGCUAGAGACCAGGAUGAUUUGGAUGUUGAUGACUUUUUGAACCAGGUCUGUGCAGCUGCUGGUGCAAGAUAUUCGACUAUUGCGGAUGGUUCGUCAAAGAAACCACCAGCACCAGCAGCCGCUGCUGCGAACGUUUCCAAACCAAUUGUCUCAAAACCAGUAUCAUCCACUAACAAGCUGUCGUUUGUUCCAAAAUCUACUGGAAAACCAAUUGCUGCGGUAUCUUCUGGUAAUAAGCCAAAACCUCACUCGAAUGAUGAUGGCUGGGGCGAUGCUCAAGAUGUUGAAGAACGUGACUUUGACGAAAAGCCAUUGGAGAAUAUCCCCUCCACUUACAAGCCCACGAAGGUUAAUAUCGAAGAAUUGAGAAAACAAAAGUCCGACACUAUUAGCUCCACCCCUAAGUCGAAGUUUAGUGCAUCUCAAGACAAACAAGAGGAAGAAUCUCCUAAACCUUUAAGUGAGCGUAUGAAGACUUACGAACAAAAUGAUGGUAGAUUGACAUCACUUCCAAAGCCAAAAGUUGGGCAUUCAGUUGCUGAUAGGUACAAAUCAAAUGCGACAUCUUCUGGGGCACCCUCAUUUGGAGCAAAACCAACUUUUGGUGCAACUAGGAAUGACAGAAGCGAUAAAGUCGUUGGGGGCUUGUCGAGAAAUUUUGGAGCCGAGAAUGGUAAGACACCAGCACAAAUUUGGGCUGAAAAGAGAGGUAAGUACAAGACUGUCGCAGCCAAUGAAGAGCCAAGUUCAGAGAAUGGUCAAAAUGAAACCUUCGAGAGUCAUGCGUCAGAAUUGACCAACAAGUUUGAGAGAAAUGCCAAAAUAAAUGAUGAUGAAGAGGAGGAAGAAGAGGGGGAAGAAGAGCCUGCAACCUUACCAGCAAGAAACUUACCGCCACCACCUGCAAGACAACCAGAGCCUGAAGAGGAAGAAGAAGAAGAAGAAGAGGAGGAGGAGGAGGAUGAAGAGGAUGAGAAACCCGCUAGAUUGCCAGCAAGGAACUUACCUCCAUCCUUGCCAUCUCGUGGUUCAGAACCAAACGAGCCUAAACCACCUGUCUUGCCUACAAGAAAUUUGCCUCCGGCUAAUAAAGGUUUUGAAGACGAUGAUGAAGAUGAAGAAGAUGAAGAUGAAAAACCAGCAACCUUACCAGCAAGAAACUUGCCUCCACCACCUCCAAGACAGCCAGAGCCUGAAGUGGAAGAAGAAGAGGAAGAGGAUGAAGAACAACCUGCUGUAGACCCAAGUUCACAAAAGACAGAUUCCGUAACUGCUACUGCCGAGUAUGAUUACGAAAAGGAUGAGGAUAACGAAAUUGGUUUCGCAGAGGGUGAUCUCAUUGUAGAGAUUGAUUUUGUUGAUGAAGACUGGUGGUCAGGAAAACAUUCAAAGACUGGUGAAGUUGGUCUUUUCCCUGCGAAUUACGUCACCUUGAAUGAGUAG